UUUUAUUUCCUUGAGGCAGGGCUCAUUCAUUGUAUAAAAAGCCAGCUGCCCGUUGACUUCACAUCAGACCGGAGCAACCAGACAACCCCUUCUUCUCUGUGUGCCAGGUCCAGCCUCCUUUGAAGUAUGAGUUCCCACCAGCAGAAGCAGCCCUGCAUCCCACCCCCCGAGCCUCAGCAGCAUCAGGUGAAAAAGCCCUGCCAGCCUCCAACUCAGGAGCCAUGUGUCCCUCAAACCAAGGAGCCAUGCCACCCCAAAGUGCCAGAGCCCUGUCACCCCAAGAUUCCUGAGCCAUGCCAACCCAAGGUUCCAGAGCCCUGUCACCCUAAGGUUCCAGAGCCUUGCCACCCCAAAGUUCCGGAACCCUGCCACCCCAAAGUUCCGGAACCCUGCCACCCCAAAGUUCCAGAGCCAUGUCCUUCACCGGUCAUCCCGGAGCCAACUCAGCAGAAGACCAAGCAGAAGUGACGUGAUCCACAGACAAGCCUUUGAGGAGCCAACCACCAGAUGCUGAAUCUCCUCUCCCAUUCUGCUUCUGCAUCCCAUUUACAAUUAGCAUGCUGUCACCCUGAGCCAUAACUCCUGCCUAAAGAAGUUUUCCUCACACUGGAGGGCUCCUGAGCCUCUGAAUAAGGCUGGAAGUCUCGCUGGUUGAGCUAGUCUUCCUGCUGCUCAGGGCUCAUCUGAAGAGGGAUAUUGGGGUUGGGGGAAUCAAGUGAAUCUUUCCUGCUCUGCCCCCAUUAAAUCACUUUUAACUCCA
Hippopotamus amphibius kiboko is the source of this 760-nucleotide messenger RNA. Its product is annotated as cornifin-like. Lineage: Eukaryota; Metazoa; Chordata; Mammalia; Artiodactyla; Hippopotamidae. The coding region runs from base 127 to 468 and encodes 113 amino acids. The transcript has 2 exons. The record is from RefSeq and is a predicted model, not a curated record.